AUGAGUUGGCCCAACCGCACAGGCCCGGCCGUCCCGCCUUCCUUCUUCUUGGUGGGGAUCCCCGGACUGGAGUCUGCUCACCUGCCCGUCUCCUUCCUGUUCUGUGCGAUGUACGUGCUGGCGCUGGUGGGAAACGGGACGAUCCUCCUGGUCAUCUGCCUGGAGCGCACGCUCCACCAGCCCAUGUUCCUCCUUCUGGCCCUGCUCUCCGUGGCGGACCUGGGCCUCUCCAGCUCCACCAUUCCCAAGAUGCUGGCCGUCUUCUGGCUUGGGGCUCACGACAUUGCCUUCCACGCCUGCCUGGCCCAGAUGUUUUUCCUUCACGCCUUCACCGCCCUGGAGUCUGGCCUGCUGCUGGCCAUGGCCUUUGACCGCUACGUGGCCGUGUGCGACCCGCUGCGGUACACGGCCAUCCUCACGGACCUGGCCGUUGCCAAAAUGGCUGUGGCCAUAGUCGGCCGGGCAUUGGUCCUCCUGAUUCCGCUGGUCCUGCUGGCCAUGUGCCUCCCCUUCUGCCGGAGCCGGGUCAUCGCCCACUCCUACUGUGAGCACAUGGCCGUGGUCAAGCUGGCCUGCGGGGACACCAAGCUCAACAGUGCCUACGGGCUGGUGGUGGUUGCCACGGUGAUCGGGUUCGACAUGGUCUUCAUUGCCGUGUCUUAUUUCCUCAUCCUGGGGGCCGUCUUCCGGCUGCCGUCCCGGGAAGCCCGUGGAAAGACGUUCGGCACCUGCAGCUCCCACGUCUGCGUCAUCCUGCUCUUCUACACGCCGGCCAUUUUCUCCUUCUUCACCCACCGCUUUGGCCACGGUGUGGCCCCCUACGUCCACAUCCUCCUGGGCAACCUCUACCUCUUUGCUCCUCCGGCCCUGAACCCCGUGGUCUACGCCUGGAGGACAAAGCCCGUUCGCCAGAGAGUCCUGAGUGCCUUGCGCUCCUGCAAGGGGUGA
Gekko japonicus is the source of this 948-nucleotide messenger RNA. Its product is annotated as olfactory receptor 52E4-like. NCBI's taxonomy places the organism in Eukaryota, Metazoa, Chordata, Lepidosauria, Squamata, Gekkonidae. Gene Ontology annotation, biological process: G protein-coupled receptor signaling pathway. Gene Ontology annotation, molecular function: G protein-coupled receptor activity; olfactory receptor activity. Bases 1 to 948 code for a protein of 315 amino acids. The transcript has a single exon. Gene Ontology annotation, cellular component: membrane. The record is from RefSeq and is a predicted model, not a curated record.